Molecule: messenger RNA, 2944 nt
Organism: Ziziphus jujuba (common jujube)
Lineage: Eukaryota; Viridiplantae; Streptophyta; Magnoliopsida; Rosales; Rhamnaceae
Product: probable disease resistance RPP8-like protein 2
Exons: 1
Coding region: 268-2898 (876 amino acids)
Biological process (GO): defense response to other organism
Molecular function (GO): ADP binding; protein binding
Source: RefSeq, a predicted model, not a curated record
AAAAAAAAAAAAAAAAGUCUCCGGGGCAUUACAAGGAAGAUGCUCGGAAGUAACACCAAACUUUUACGCUCUGUGUGAAAGAUGGAAUUGGGAAUCCACAAGUAACCGCGUUAACAAAUGCGAAGCUUCGACGAAAUUCAAAGGGGGUCCGCAUUGAACUUAAAAAGGACAACAUAAUAUGCUGAUUCUGCAUCAUAAGAAAGGAAAAUUAAGCUCUUCGUUCUAACCUGUUAACCUGUAGCAGAGGUCAGCUUUUUAUACAUAAUAAUGGCUGAAGUUGUACUUCCUUUUGUAUUAGAAAGGCUCGGAGAAGUACUAGAGCAAAUCCAAUUAUGCAAAGAUGUUCGUCAGCAAGUACAGCGGUCGAGGGAUGAACUCAAGCGGAUGCAGUGCUUCUUAAAAGAUGCUGAUGCGAAGGAAGAAGGUGAUAUGCGGGUGCGUAAUUGGGUUUCUGAUGUCAGAAACGUUGCUUAUGAUGUUGAGGACCUCAUUGACACCUACGUCUUUAAACUUGAAUCCUUGAAAAGAACCCACUUUAUAAAAAGGCACGCUUUCAUUUUUCGAGAAUGGAAGCUGCGAUCCAAGAUCAGUAACGGUCUGGAGAGCAUCCACUUAAGGAUCUCUGACAUUUCUAUCAGCCGUGAGACAUAUGGGAUCAAGAAUGUUGGGGAGGCAACUACUCCUGCAAAUGAGAAGUUGCUGAAGCUGCGGCGAACAUCUGCUCGUGGUCAGGAUAUGGACAUUAUCGGGUUGGAGGAGGAUAUAGACACUGUCGUGAAGCAGCUUGUACAGGAGGAUCAGUGGAGGGCAAUCUCAAUAGUUGGCAUGGGAGGGAUCGGUAAAACCACUUUGGCAAAAGAAGUUUAUAACCAUGCUGAUGUUCGAGCUUGUUUCGAUUGUCGAGCUUGGGUUUAUGUAUCCCAAGACUUCAAAACCAGAGACAUUCUGCAGGGGAUUAUAAAACAAGUUUCAAGAACAAGGAAGUAUUUGAAAAAUUUGGGAGAAGAAGAGCUGGAGGAGAUGCUGUAUGAACAUCUGCAGAGGACUCGUUAUCUGGUGGUUCUAGAUGAUAUAUGGAGCAACACGGCUUGGGAUAGUAUUUCAAAGGCCUUCCCAAAUGGUUGCAAUGGAAGUAAGUUGUUGCUCACCACUCGUAACAACAAUGUUGCUUUGCAUGCAGAUUCUCAAAGCAUUCCCCAUGAAAUGAAAUUUCGAAGCAAAGAGGACAGUUGGAAAUUGUUCUGUAGGAAAACAUUCGUCGAAAGCAUUGACAGAGCAUGUCCAUCUCAAUUGAAGCAAAUUGGAGGAGAAAUUGUGGAGAAAUGUGAUGGUUUACCUCUAGCCAUCAUCGUAUUGGGAGGUUUGCUUUCGAGGAAAAGAAGACUGACAGAAUGGGAAAGGGUUCUAAACACCAUUCACUCGUACUUUGCUCGAGAUCCAAAUGGGGUGUCGGCUAUACUGGCUUUAAGCUUUUAUGAUUUGCCCUAUUACCUAAAGUUUUGCUUUCUGUAUUUAGGAUCAUUUCCUGAAGACUAUUUGAUCACUGCACGUAAAUUGUAUCGGCUAUGGAUUGCAGAAGGUUUGAUCCCACAACAUGGAGAAAGGAUGGAGGACAUAGCAGAGGACUAUCUGAACGAGCUAAUUGAUAGAAAUAUGGUUCAGGUGGCAAGGAUGAGUGCAAAUGACAGGGUCAAACAUUGUCAACUUCAUGACUUGAUGAGAGACCUUGCUAUCUCCAAGUCUAGGGGGAUGAAUUUUUUUGAGACUUAUGUUAAUAUGGAUUCAGCACCUUCAGUUAAUGCCCGUCGUCUUGCUAUUUACUCUAGCUAUGAUUGCUUCUUUGAAAAUUCAGUUCCACACCUACGGUCUCUCCGCUUCUUCAGAGUAAAUAAUCAAAGUUGUAGUAGUGAUCUGUUUUCCAUCUGCAGAAAAUUUAAACUCAUUAAAGUCUUAGAUUUGGAGGAUAUGAAGUUGGAUGCUGGUGUUCCGGACGAAAUUGGGGAACUGUUUCAUUUGAAGUACUUGGGUUUAAGACAUUGCAACUUAUCUUGGCUACCAAAAGGAAUAGGUUCUUUGUCUAAUCUUCAAACUCUUGAUAUCGGUGAAAAUUGUAAUCUUAGGACGCUUCCUAAUGUGCUAUGGAAGUUGAAAAAUCUACGACAUCUUUACAAGAAUGCUUAUCCAUUCAAUGACCUGUUGCGAAUUGACACCUUACGACAUCUCCAGACUCUGUCAGACUUAGAGGUUGAAGAUUGGAAGCAAGCAAAUCCUGCCCAUUUAAUCAAUCUUCGGAAAUUGGGAUUGAGAGGAAGCUUCAGCAGAGACAAAAAUAAGAUCUUUAAUUCCUUAUCCAAGCUUAUGUCCCUCCAAUCCUUGUUCCUUCAUACUCAAGAUUGUGUGUUUCCGUCACUCUCUCAACUUUCUUUUCUUGGGCGUGUCAUCAAGUUGCACUUAAGAGGAGGGAUAGCAGAGUUACCAAACCCACAUGAAUUCCCUCCGAAUCUGACUCAGUUGAUCCUACAUCAAUCUCGUCUUAGCAACGAUCCUAUGGAGAUACUGAAGAAGCUUCCUUAUCUAUUUGCUCUCAGGUUGAAAGCAUCUUCUUACAGUGGCAGAACACUUGAAGUUUCUGCUGAUGGGUUUCAUCAGCUUGAGUUCCUAGAGCUUGAAUUCUUGGAAUGUUUGCAAGAGUUAAAUGUUGAAGAAAAUGCAUUGCCGAAGCUUAGAAGUUUUCAAAUUUCCAAUUGCAGGGGUUUGAGGAUGAUUCCGGAAGAGAUAAAGUCUGUAACUACUCUCAAGGAGUUGGAAAUCAAAGAGAUGCCGAUUAGAUUUGUAGAUAGGUUGCAAGGUGAAGAUCGUUACAAAGUACAGCAUGUUCCAUCCAUCACAAUCCUUUAGUUUGUUUGUUUGAUUUUGUAAAUCAAUGUACGAGUAGAGUGCUCUA